GAGAAAAAUAUAAGAGAGCAGAGGAAUAAAAUAGUUAAAUCUCGUAUUCCAGUUCGACCUAAAACAAAGCAAACUCGGGGUUUAUGCAAGCUGGAGGGAAAUUUUACCUCCAUAAACCCUACUUGGUUGUCGAUAUAAAAAAUACGCAAGAGAAAAAGAAGAGAAAAUUGAUCAGCUGUAGAGGCAAUAUCAAAUGCCUGUGUAUUCUACGACAUGCAUAUCCUUUAAUUAUUGAGAAUAAGGCUUCAACUUUACUUCUUAUUGUUACAGAAUGUCGGUUUCAAACAUUUCACAGGUGGUGACCAAAGAUGUUGAAUCAGUUCAAUUCACCUUUUAUACAGAUAAUGAGGUCCGCUCUUCUAGUGUAAAGCGUAUUACAAGUCCUGUUUUAUUUGAUAACAUGAACAGGCCUGCACCUGAGGGAUUGUAUGAUCCAGCACUUGGUCCUCUUGAUCAGUAUGGUAGCUGUAUCACAUGCGGAGAAUCUGCAUUACAUUGCCCUGGUCAUUGUGGCCAUAUCGAGCUUGUAUUGCCUGUGUACAAUCCUCUGCUCUUUAGGAUCGCUGCAAAGUUCAUGAACUACAUGUGCACCUUCUGUAAGCAUUUCAAGCUGGAGAAAAAAAGGAUUAAUAAAUAUGCCAAAAAGCUGGAGCUCAUCGUAAAUGGGGAUGUGAUUGGGGCUAAGUGUCUGGAUGAUCUGAUGGUGGGAGAUGAUUUGGAUAAGGGUUUGUUAUCUGAAAACAGUAGCAAACAAUAUGCUGUUGAUGAGAAAAAGACACACACUUCAUCCUGUCAGUCUGAAAGACGCCCUUGGACAUCACUUCAACUCGCAGAGGCUAGAGCAACCUUGAAUGCCUUGAUGGCUGAACUGAAGGGGAGUAAAUGUGGUAACUGUAAAGCAAAAGUUCCAAAAAUUAAGAGUCAUAGUUUUGGAAGUUUGUAUCAGGAAGCUUCAAAAAGUAGUAGCAACACUGCAAAUACCAUGAAUCAAUUGAAGUUGGACCUUACUCCUUCAUUUGGAAAACAAUCAAAAGGACCUGAUGUUGUAGGUGGCAAAGAUCCAAAGGAAUUUCACACUAGUAGUGGAGCAUCUGAAAAUCAAACUAUGAGUGAUGAUAUUAUAGAUCCUUCAGAGGCGGAGGUGUCUGACACUACAUUGGAGAAAGCUCCUCGAAUCAGAGGUUCGGAGAAACAAAGAAAAUCUAAGAAGGAUGCAAAUUCUGGGUUGAAGAAGGAUAAAGAAAGAUAUCUCACACCUCUAGAGGUGAAAGAGCAUCUUAAGGAAUUGUGGGAGAAUGAAUCUCAUAUCUGUUCACUUAUUUGGGAUAUACAACAAGAGAAGAGGAAAUCUUGGGGCAAAUCUCCGAGUUAUUCAAUGUUCUUCUUGCAUGCUCUCCUUGUGCCACCUAGCAAGUUUCGACCACCCAAUAGGAUGAAUAAUAUGUUAUUAGAGCAUCCACAGAACAUUUUAUAUGGUACAGUCUUACAGUCAAACAUUGGUCUAGCAGAGGCAAUAAAAGCAGAAAAAGAUGGUUCACGUAAUGUUGUACAGGUCACAAAUAAAUGGAUAAGUCUCCAGGAUGCUGUGAAUAUGCUUCUUGAUAGCAGCACUGCAAAUACUAUAAGAGGUAAAGAAACAACAGGAGUACGCCAAUUGUUGGAAAAGAAAGAAGGUUUAUUUCGACAAAAUUUGAUGGGAAAGAGAGUUAACUAUGCAUGCCGGUCUGUGAUCUCUCCCGAUCCUUACUUGAAAGUAAAUGAGAUUGGAAUUCCCCCAUAUUUUGCUGUUCGGCUUACAUAUCCAGAGAAAGUUACUCAUUGGAAUGUUGAGAAAGCAAGAAAGUUUGUGCGCAAUGGGCCUCAUGUUUAUCCUGGAGCAACACAUUUUGAAGAUGAACAAGGAAUAGUUCAUUUGUCCAGCCUUACAGCAUAUCAACGCAGUUCUAUAGCUAAAAAAAUGUUAUCAACACCUGGGGUGGUUUCCUCUAGUGGCUCUGGACAUAACAUAGACUCUUCAAAAAUUGAAGGAAAGACAGUUUAUCGUCAUCUUCAAGAUGGGGAUGUUGUACUUGUUAAUCGGCAACCUACUCUUCACAAACCAAGCAUGAUGGCACAUAUUGUUCGAGUUCUUAAAGGGGAGAAAACCCUUCGGAUGCAUUAUGCCAACUGCAGCACCUACAAUGCGGACUUUGAUGGUGAUGAAAUGAAUGUGCACUUUCCACAAGAUGAAAUAUCUAGAUCAGAAGCAUAUAAUAUUGUAAAUGCCAAUGAACAAUACAUUGUUCCAACAAGUGGUGAUCCAAUCCGAGGUCUGAUUCAGGAUCAUAUAGUAAGUGCUACCCUGCUUACAAAACGGGACACAUUCUUGAACAAGGAGGACUAUCAACAUCUUGUAUACAAUGCAUGUGUGUCAAAUUCUGCUCCUGUUUUUCAGCGUGGUAAGUCAUUGCCAAAAGUUGGCAUUGUUGAAGAUGACUCUGGAUUUGUAUCACUUGCUCCGACAAUAUGGAAGCCAGAACCUUUGUGGACUGGAAAGCAGGUCAUAACAACAGUCUUAAAUCAUGUCACUAAGGGGAGACCAUCUUUUACCAUGAACAAAUCUGGGAAGGUGCCAGGAGAUUACUGGGGAAAAUCUAGUGGGGAGCUAGAGGUUGUAAUUCAAAAUAAUGAACAUAUCUGUGGGAUUAUUGACAAGGCGCAGUUUGGAAAAUAUGGGUUAGUUCAUAUUGUUCAAGAACUUUAUGGAGCUAAUGUAGCAGGUCAUCUACUCUCAAUUUUCAGUCGUCUAUUCACUGGGUACUUGCAGAUGCAUGGGUUUACUUGUGGAAUAGCUGAUCUUCUUCUCAAACCUGGAGCAGAGGAUCAAAGGGAAAAGACAUUGGAAAAGAGUGAAGAUCUCGGCGAAAAGGUUCACUUACAAUUUCUGGGUGGAAAUGAAGAUUCGGUGCACUUGGGAGAGGAUAUCGAGAAAGUUCUACGAAGCAAAGGAGAAACUGCAUCUGCUCGGUUGGACAGGCUAAUGUCGAGUGCUCUGAAUCGUAUAACAUCUGAAGUCAACAACAGCCUUUUUCCAAAAGGAUUAUUAAAGCCUUUUCCUAGCAAUUGUCUUUCGUUGAUGACAACAACUGGAGCAAAAGGUGGUUUGGUAAAUUUUACCCAAAUAUCAUCAUUACUUGGACAGCAAGAGUUGGAAGGAAAGCGUGUUCCUCGUAUGGUUUCUGGAAAAACUUUACCAUGUUUUCUCCCUUGGGAUAGUAGAGCUCGUGCUGGAGGUUUUAUUAGUGAUCGCUUUUUGACCGGCCUUCGCCCUCAAGAAUACUAUUUUCAUUGUAUGGCAGGGCGUGAUGGGCUUGUUGACACUGCUGUGAAAACAUCUCGAAGUGGGUAUUUGCAGCGGUGCCUUAUAAAAAAUCUUGAAUGUUUGAAGGUGUACUAUGAUUAUACUGUAAGAGAUUCAGAUGGUUCUAUCAUCCAGUUUCAUUAUGGAGAAGAUGGGGUGGAUGUUAUGAAAACUAGCUGCUUGACUCAAUUUGAUGUUCUUGCCACUAAUCAAAAACUAGUCAUACAAAGGCUUGGUAAGGACCAAUUUGAUGAAUUAAUCCACCAGUCUUCAAACAAAGAGAAGUCUCUAGUUUCAGACAGCUAUACAAAUGACUUACCUGAAGCUCUGAAAAGGAAAGUAAAAGGUUUCAUCAAUAGUCUUUCAAAGGAAAAGAGGCAAUCUCUUAACUUGGAGGAUCGAAGGAAUUUUCUGAAUUUGAUGAAGCUCAAGUAUAUUACAAGUCUUGCUCAACCAGGUGAACCUGUAGGUGUUAUUGCUGGUCAGUCUAUUGGGGAACCAUCGACACAAAUGACUUUGAACACAUUUCAUUUUGCUGGUCGAGGUGAAAUGAAUGUGACAUUGGGUAUUCCUCGUCUGCGUGAAAUUUUAAUGACAGCAUCAAAGGAAAUACUUACUCCUGUGAUGACUUGCCCACUUCGCCAGGGUAAAACAAGGGAGGAUGCUGAAAGAAUUGCUGCAAAACUUAGGAGAAUUCGAUUUGCAGAUCUUAUAGAAAGUUUAGAUGUUUCUAAAUUACCCUUUUCUGUACAAAAUGGGCGAGUGUUUACUGUGUACAAGCUCAAGAUAAAGCUUUUUUCUCCAGCUUAUUAUCCACCUUAUUCUGGUUUAACACUUAAGAAGUGUGAGAAUGUGUUUCAUAGUCAGUUCCUAGAGAUCAUGAAUAAGAAAGUAAAGGCAGCUGAAAAAUUGGCCAGAAAAGGUGGACAUGAUGCUAUUCGAAUCGUUUCUGAUUCUCAGAUUGUGGGAAGUACAGCAGGAAUCAGUGAUGAUGAUUCUCUAGUUAAGUCAAAAAGUGGGGAGCAAGCAGAAGAUGAAGAUGAUCAGGAUGAAGAAGCUAAUGAUGAAGGAGCAGAUGCUCAGAAAAGGAAAGCACAAGUAACAGAUGAAAUGGAUUACGAUGAUGAGGUUGAUGAGAAUGAAAUAUCUCUUUGCAAUGAAGAUAAUCCAUUAGAAGGGGAAGAUAAUGAUGACAAUUGCAGUACUGUGCAAGAUGAAGAAGCUGAAGAUGAAGAUAUUGAGCAGGAAAAUUUUUCAGAAUUCAGCAAGAAUCUAAAUGAAAGCAUGUUAGCUGAGAAAAAGGCUUCAAACAAGAAUAAACAUCAACCAGGCAAGAAUGCAGAAGGGAGAAUUUUCGAGGCUGACUUUCUUUUACCUGGAAAUACAAAUAUUUUACUUGCUCAAAUUGCAGAAAAUGUUGCAAAACAGGUUUUCGUCCAUUCUGUCUCAAAUAUUGACCGUUGCUCCAUCAUAGAUUAUAAUGGGGAUCCCAAUAUUCCAGCACUUCAGACAGAUGGAAUUAACUUUAAAGCCCUAUUGAUGCUUGGUGAUGAACUUGACUUGGCUAGGUUAACAACAAAUAACAUAAAUGCCAUGCUUGAAACUUAUGGUGUUGAAUCUGCUCGUGCGACUAUUGUUGCAGAAGUGAAAAGUGUAUUUGAUUCCUAUGGCAUAGCUGUUAACAGUCGUCAUUUGAGUUUAAUAGCAGACUUCAUGACAUUUGAUGGUGGUUUUAGGCCAAUGAGCAGAAUUGGUAUAGGUUCAAACACGUCACCAUUUCUUAAAAUGACCUUUGAGACAGCCACCAAAUUCAUUGUGGAGUCUUGUUUGCAGGGGGAGACAGACUGCCUGGAAUCACCAUCUUCCCGAAUCGUUCUUGGGCAGGUUGCAAAAGUUGGAACUGGAUGUUUUGACAUUUUACAGAACUUGCAAGUAUCAUGAUCUUUUCAAAUGUGAUUAUUCUUGGUCAUUUUGUCACCUUAUUCUUUUAAUGUAACCACUCCAACUCAAUAUAACUCAGCUUUUUUUUUUA
Cryptomeria japonica (Japanese cedar) is the source of this 5372-nucleotide messenger RNA. RefSeq names its product DNA-directed RNA polymerase I subunit 1. Bases 272 to 5281 code for a protein of 1669 amino acids. The transcript has 21 exons. Gene Ontology annotation, molecular function: DNA binding; DNA-directed RNA polymerase activity. Gene Ontology annotation, biological process: DNA-templated transcription. NCBI's taxonomy places the organism in Eukaryota, Viridiplantae, Streptophyta, Pinopsida, Cupressales, Cupressaceae. Gene Ontology annotation, cellular component: RNA polymerase I complex. The record is from RefSeq and is a predicted model, not a curated record.